AGAUUUAACAUGAUCAGUCCAAACACAGAGAGCAGAGCUAACACACUGAACGGUCCUCAGGGCUCUACAGCAGCAGGAUGCUGGGUCAGAGGGUUUUACUGGUUGCACUACUGGUGCUGGUUUCUGUGGAGCAUUCAGAGUGUGUGCGGUGUUUUGCAAGAUUUAACCUGAUCCAGGGUCAGUGUGAGGGAGAGGUCGGAGAGGUGGAUGAAGACGACUGCUGUCAGAAUCCUCGCUAUGGUUACCAGGCAGAGGACGGGUUGUGCCACUCCUGUGGGCCACCUACAUGGUCUCCCUGGUCGCCAUGGUCCCACUGUAACGUCCUUUGUGGGGAGGGAGUGACACAGAGAAGAAGGAAGUGUUUUGGUAUCGGCCAGUCACAGUGUGAGAAGCCUGCAGACUUUCUAGAGACUGCACCAUGCACUGGCACCUGCUGCGAUGCUCAAGGGUGGGACCCAUGGCUCCCCUGGUCACCAUGCUCUGUGACAUGCGGAGAGGGUGGAGUGAGGACGAGAAAGAGGGUCUGUUCAGUCCGUCCUGAGUGCCGCUCUGCCUGCAGCGGCCCUUCAGAGGAGAAGGAGGCGUGCCCAGCACAAAGCACCUGUCCAGUUCACGGAGGAUGGACGGCUUGGUCUGUUUGGUCUCAGUGUUCAGGGACGUGUAUUUAUGACCAGAUAAGCAGCAAUAAUGAGGGCAGUAGAGUCGUCAUCCCCUUAAGGGUGCAAAGGCGCACCUGCUCUAACCCCGCCCCCUCCACUGACACGGUGCCACCUGGUAACAAUUGCGCUGGAGAUGACUCCCAGGUCCAGGAAUGCAGUGAACUCCCCAACUGUGCAGUUGAUGGAAAUUGGGGGGCGUGGUCUCCAGCUGGACCAUGCUCGGUCUCUUGUGGAGAGGGGCUUCAGCUGUCAAUGAGGAGAUGUGAUCGUCCCGCUCCUAAGUAUGGCGGCAGAUUCUGUAAUGGACCGAGCACACGGAGCAGCGUUUGUCAGAGUCCCUGUCCCGUGGACGGGCUUUGGACUGGUUGGUCCAACUGGGGGGAGUGUUCUUCUUCCUGUAUCCGACAAGGCUCAGUUCCCACCAGGACUCGCCAACGCACCUGCUCUAACCCCGCCCCUUCAUCCAACCCGCGUGGAGUGAGCUGUCAGGGUGAAGACAGGCAGACGGAGAACUGCAACCACCUUCCUCGCUGCCCAGUGAAUGGAGGAUGGGGGGCUUGGUCACCUUACUCUGCCUGUCCUGUUACCUGUGGCGUGGGUGCUCAGGUGUCAGUCAGGAGAUGUGAAAACCCUCCUCCCCAGCAUGGAGGCCAGCCAUGUCCUGGAGAGAAACGUCGCACCACCAUCUGUCACACCAACAUUCACUGUCCAGUGGAUGGUGUGUGGUCAGAGUGGUCACCGUGGCAAAAGUGUAAAUACCCAUUCGGUUCAAGGGACAUCCACUGCAAGCAACUGGGCGGCAGUCAGAUUCGAGAGCGUCAGUGUCUUCAUAGAGCUCACAACGGUUCUAUCUGCGGCGGAAAUGAUCUGACAGAUAGACGGGUCUGCUACGAUGUCAACCGCUGUCCCAUGAAAGGCACCUGGGAUGGCUGGGAGACGUGGAGUUUGUGUAAGCCUUCCUGCGGAAGACCAUCCAAACGCAUCAGGAGGAGACACUGUAAGCCAGACUACAGCGAGUACAAUCCUACUAUCGGUCGUCAAAGGGAGCCAGCGACAUUCUCUGGGACUCCUCUUGCAGACUGUGGCGCUGCGCCCGACAACGGGUUGAAGUUUGAAACUCAGCCAUGUGUCAAUAUUCCUCAAUGCCCCUGAAAACCACUGACUUUAAAAACACAACACUCAAUAUAACUCUGGGAUGACAGAAAAACAAGUCAUUAAUUUCACAUUUACACAAAAAUAUGGCCAAUCAGUUCAACAGCAGCCAACAAAUUAAACCAAACAAAACCUGCUAAUCGAGCCUGUUUUUUACUUCAUUUUUUAAGCAUUUUGUAAAAUUGUAAUGUUUUGUAUAAAGAUUUAUGUCAUUAAAGAGUGAAAACUAAAA
Messenger RNA from Cheilinus undulatus (humphead wrasse), 2043 nucleotides. RefSeq lists its product as uncharacterized. Lineage: Eukaryota; Metazoa; Chordata; Actinopteri; Labriformes; Labridae. Bases 78 to 1811 code for a protein of 577 amino acids. The record is from RefSeq and is a predicted model, not a curated record. The transcript has 11 exons.